Molecule: messenger RNA, 1723 nt
Organism: Paramecium sonneborni
Lineage: Eukaryota; Ciliophora; Oligohymenophorea; Peniculida; Parameciidae
Source: the annotation of a GenBank genome assembly
AUGUAUUCACUAUAGAAAUUAGUGCCAAAUAGUAAAUUACAAAUUAAACCAGGGGCAUUCUCUUAAUAUCAAAAAUUAAAUUAAAGUGUUGAUGGGGCUUUGCCUGUAAAUUAAUAAUCCUUAUAACAACUUCAAACUUAGAUUCAGAUUUUGACAAAAAAAGAGCCUAUUCGUUAAUAAAAUAAGAAAUAAGAGUUACUAUAGAUUUUAGAGAAUGCCUAAGCUAACUCAAAAUAAACCAAAUCUAUGUCACCUAAAAGAACACCAUAGAAAUAAAAAAGUAACAGAAAAUUGAAUUUCAAUUAAAUUACAGAUUAGGAUAACCUAUUUUUGAAUUCCAGUAAUGCUAUGGCCAAUAUGAUUAUUGAAAAUAUCCUAAAUAAAGAUGAAUAUUAUGAGAAAAUUAAACAAGAAAAUUAAGAACUUAAAGAUUAAUCAUCUAAAUUUCUAUCCACAAUAGGCGAUUUCAAAAAGAAAAUUACAACAUUAGAACGUCAGAACAAAGAAAUUAAUACAAACUUAAUUAAUGAACGCUAAACGUAUUAAAAUGAACUAAUUAAAAUAAAUGAAAAAAUCCAAUCCAUGAAAACCAUGUAAUAAAACUUAUAAAUGGAAUAAAAAAAAAAUGAAUUAUUAACUAAACAACUUUAAGAUCAAAUUACUAUUAAUAUUGGCUUAAAAACAUUUAUCUGUGAGAAUUGUUUGUUAAGUAUUGAAUUCUUGACAUUCUUCUAAAAUUCAGUAUAAACUUUUUAACCACAUCUAAGUAAUGCAUAUGAUAUUUUGUUAUCAUUAUCAAAACAUUCAACAUCCUUUAUCUUAGAUUUUAUCUCUAAGACACAAAAUUUAAAUCUACCUGCAUUAAGAAAUUGCCUUUUACCAGAAGAAUUUGAUGUAAAUGGAUUUUUCGAAACUGUAGAAUAACUAAAAAUGCAUGAAUCACCAGAAUUAUCCUUUCGAAAUAAAAAUAACAAUGCAGUUAGAUAAAGUAUUCAUGCUAAUAAUAAUAAUAAUAAUAAUAAUAAUAAUAAUAAUAAUAAUAAUAAUAAUAAUAAUAAUAAUAAUAAUAAUAAUAAUAAUAAUAAUAAUAAUAACAUUAGUUUAUCUAUUUCAGAAAUACCAAAAUAAAAUAAAAUCACAACUUUAUAAGAGUAGUUCAAUGCUUUUCUUGAAUCAAGUUAACCAUUUUCUGAUUCACAAUUAGGUAGUCCAUAUUUCACAGAUUUAGAUACAAUUGAUAAAUAAAGACCUUUUUCUAAAGAGAAACAAAGAAAUUAGAUGCCCUUGUAAAUAAAUGCUGCUAAAAGAAUCAAGCCAGAAAUUAAUUAGGCUCCUCAUUAUUUUUAAGCAUUCAAAUAAAAUGACAAUGAACCUACAGUUUUCGAUUCACUUAUGAAAGAGGGUCCCACAAAUAAAGACAGAUGUUCAUCAGUCCAUAGUCUCAAAUAUUUAGAUUAACAAAUAUAAAAGGAGCAAGACAAGUCAACAAAAAGAAAUAAAGAAAAUUAAUAAAUUAAUUAUUAAUUUGUGAUUGCUAAAUAUGAUUAUAAAGCCUAAAAAGUAUUUACAUAUUAUUAAAGUUUGAUAGGAUAUUGAUUUGAGUUUUAAGAAAGGAGAUUAAAUUAAAUUAUUAAAAAAGACAACAAAUGGAUGGUGGUAUGGAGAAGAUAAAAAUUAAGUUAAGGGUUAUUUUCCACAUAAUUUUGUUCAAUUAUUAGGAUGA